Molecule: messenger RNA, 2088 nt
Organism: Oppiella nova
Lineage: Eukaryota; Metazoa; Arthropoda; Arachnida; Sarcoptiformes; Oppiidae
Source: the annotation of a GenBank genome assembly
AUGCCUGAACUCAAACUGAUCUCAUUUGUGUCUAAUUUUGGUGGACAACUGGGCAUGUGGUUAGGCAUAAACCUCAAAUCUGGGCCAAAUAUGUCAACAUUUAAAGCGGGUAUAAGUCGUCUCUUUUCUCGUGAAAAUAGUCUUCACGACGAGGAUAGCGUCCAAAGAGAAGAAAUACUUAUUUCACGAAAUGUUCAGAUUAUUGGACACAAAGACUUCAAAACAGAGUUUCGAUGCAAGCGAGACAUCAAUUUGUUUGUCUCUAACUAUCAUAUUCUUCUCGAUUGCAAAGCCAUUAAUUUAGAGUCUAUUGUCAAUAACAUCUUAACUUACUACAAGUACUACAGUUGUUCGCUUCCAUCCAUCAAAAGACGGCAGAUUUGUAUCGCAAGACUAUCUGAACCGACAAACCUUGGGAUCACUUCACAUAACAUUAAAUUCUUUAUACUUAUAUUAGCGCCACUUAAAGAAAAAUUAACCAAAAGUUCACAAGAAAUUAGUCACACAUUCGCCACUCUAUUCGCCGACAUAUACUUCAGAUUGGAUUUAAUUAACGCUAAGACUGAACAACAAUUCAUUGAAUUUAUCGAUAAAAGAGUGCAUCGAUUGACAAAUAAAACAACUGUUCAUAACUUGAGUGCAAUCGACGAACUUAGACAGAAAUAUGAAGAAAAACAAACAAAAAAAUUUGGUGUAAGCUUUGGUAGCGGACUCAUCGAAAACUUUAAGCGACGGUCUAAUUAUUAUUUGAGUGACUAUAUCGAUGGUUUUGUGGGCCCACCAAAGACUAUACACAAGACUGUGGCCACAACGGUGUCCCUGUAUUUCGCAAUACUCCUGCCGUGUAUAGCGUUUGGAGUCCGCGAUCACAACAACACCAAUGCUUUGAUCGAUACGAGACGUGCACUCAUUGGACAGACUAUUGGUGGAGCGGUGUUUGCAUUACUCAGUGGUCAGCCACUGGUCAUCAUUAUGACAACAGCGCCGUUAUGUCUCUAUACGAAAGUGGUUUACGACAUAUCCUAUCAGUUGGAGGUUGACUUCUACGACAUGUUUGGCUGCGUUGGGCUCUGGAAUGUCUUCUUUGUCUUAAUGUAUGCCUUCUUUGAUGUGAGUUAUCUCAUGAAGUGGUGCACGAGAUCUACGGAAGAGAUCUUCGGGUUGUUCUCAUUCUUUGCAUUCCUUAUCGAACCGAUCAAAGACUGUAUUCAAAAUUACUACUGUUUUGAUCCACCAGUGAAUACAAGUACUUCAUGUGGUGAUUGUAGUCCACAAAGCAGUGUCUUAUUUGUACUCUUAAUGUUACUGACCGUAUGGCUCGCAGUCGCUAUUUAUAACUUCAAUGCAUCACCAUAUUUAGAUCACAACAAAAGGGAAAUACUGGCGGAUUAUGCCCUUCCCAUAGCUGUCAUAUCAAUUAGUUUUGUGGGCACUUAUCUGUUUCGUCAUGUAAAUGUUUAUAUAUUAAACAACUGCACCGACACUUUAACCCUAACAGCGGCCGCACUGGUCAACAACCCCAGCAAUAAGUUGAAGAAAGGGGAUGCCUAUCACUGGGAUCUCCUAGUGGUGGGUCUCUUAAAUAUAUUCCUAUCAGUGUUCGGUCUACCCUGGAUGAAUGGUAUGCUACCCCACUCCCCCAUCCACGCCCGAAGUUUGGCUGAUAUACAGCAAACUGUUGACCCAAACGGACAAAUCAGGGAACGUGUGGUUCGGGGCCGUGAGACAAGAGUCACCGGAUUAGCCACUCAUAUAUUAAUUGGGUUAUCAUUACUACUAAUACCGGAACCGCUUGAUUACAUACCGGUGCCCGUUCUCAACGGUUUGUUCCUCUACUGUGCCAUUGCCUCACUUCGAGGCAACUCUUUUGUCGAAAGAAUGUUACUCUUUGUAACCGAACAGACGGCAUAUCCGCCUAACCAUUACAUACGCCGGUGCCCACAGAAACUGAUCCACGCGUUCACAAUGAUUCAGAUCAUUCAGUCGGCAGUUCUCUGUUUCUUUGCCUUUUCUGUCUGGCCUUACGUCCAAAUGGCAUAUCCGGUGGUCAUUGCGAUCCUCAUUCCCAUUCGGUACUCAUAUUUAUAA